UCUUUCGGUUUCGCCUUUUCAACUCGAUUACCUCUGGGAUCGACUGUCCAGGUCUUACUCUUGACAUUACAUUGUACAACAAUGGCAGGAGUUGAGACAACACAACCUGCCCAGGUUGAUAUUUCCAAAACUAGCAGCGUGCCAGCUGAAGGAUAUGACAAGAAAUGUAUUUUCUGCAAGAUUGUAAACAAUGAAAUCGGCACGGACCUUCUUCACAGUGAUGAGGAGAUUUCAUGUUUUAGAGACAUCAAACCUGGAGCUCCCCACCAUUACCUGGUCGUCCCUAACAAACAUGUUGGGAACUGUAAAUCCCUCAGCAAAGAUCAUGUGCCUUUGGUGAAGCGGAUGGUCGAGACAGGGAAGGAGAUCCUCCAGAAAAACAACAUAACAGACCUCACUGAUGUCAGGUUUGGUUUUCAUUGGCCCCCAUUCUGUUCUGUGACACACCUACACCUUCAUGUCUUGGCACCUGCUAGUCAAAUGGGCUUCAUGUCUCGCCUUUUCUUCAGACUUAACUCCUAUUGGUUUAUCACAGCAGACCAGCUGAUUGAGCUUCUCAACACUAAAGGAGAGACCAACUGACCACUUGCUUUGGAUCCAGUUCUUACAGUACUUGACUGUGAUCAAGUGACUGAAACGUCCACCUUCUUGCAGAUGUUAUGUUGGAUGACACACACUCACAUUAAGUUGCUGUUUGGCCAGAGCUAAUGACAGUAUUUUAAACUGGUGACAUAUUUGUAACAAGAGACCGCAUAAAAGGCUUGAAUGAAGUGCUCUAGGAUCAUAAGUACUUAAAGUGUUUUAAAUGUUUUUACAGAAGUUAAUUAAAUCUCCAUUAAUCUGCCGUAAUAAAAAUGUAUAUAGUUAAUGGACCAAGUUGUAUACAGUGUGAUUCACAUCUGUUAAUCACCAGAGGAAAUGUUGAAGGCAUUCUUUCUUUUCACUGAAUGGAAAGGUGGGCUGAGUAGAACAAUAGAUGUAUUGAAAUGACGUGUAUCAUUUUCAUUAUCGUCAUUUCACAGCCAGAAAUGCCCAUGUAAUUAACAAGUUGUUUGAUUUCCUGACAUGCAGGACUGCCUUAGUGCUUUGCAGAUCUGAUUUUCUGCAUGUAUAACUGAAAUGUAUUUAAAAUUCUGUAAGAAAAAUGAAUUUGUAUGAUUCAAUAUGACACAACAUAUUGGACAGUUGUGUAAACCAUGAGUUCCUCAGCUACGUUGAGUUGUCUCUUUACUGAUGGGCAUUUUGUGCCAAGCUGACAUGGGCCAAAGCACAGAGUAACAUCUUCAUUAACUAUUUACAAGGCUCUUUUACAGUGGAAGCAACUAAGUAAUCCUCUGACACUGUAAAGUACACUUAAAGAUCUCAACAAGCACUGAAAUAUAAUGGGGAAUUUGUUAAGACAUGCUCAUUUUUGAUUUGAUGUAAUGUCUUAAGAUUGUGUUAAGAAAUAUAAUAUAAGCUGACUGGUUGGUGCAUCAAGUGAAUAUGCUAUACUACACUACUGUAUAAUAAGGCACGUAAAGAAAGAAAAUCAUACUCUGUACUGUACAAAAGUGUAUGCACUUUAAGAAUUAAUUUAAUUUAGAAUAAAUAUGUUAUUGCUUCUC
Molecule: messenger RNA, 1607 nt
Organism: Siniperca chuatsi (mandarin fish)
Lineage: Eukaryota; Metazoa; Chordata; Actinopteri; Centrarchiformes; Sinipercidae
Gene: hint3
Product: histidine triad nucleotide binding protein 3
Exons: 5
Coding region: 82-582 (166 amino acids)
Molecular function (GO): catalytic activity
Source: RefSeq, a predicted model, not a curated record